CUCGUUUCAGCCUGCUGGUUCUUGGGGAACUACACUUCCCACAAUCCCUGACAUUAAGCAUCACUUCUCGUCAUGUGAUGAUUGUGGUGCUUCUUGUUUUCCCGUCUGGCUGUGGUGCGCUUUUGUGAGACCAGCGUGAGAAAAUAACCUUACGGACGAUGAAUCCUACAAUAAGCCCAGGAUCACCAUCAACUGUUUCUUCUGGGCAUUUUUUGCACUGCUCUGUGUUGUCAAGGAAUAUGGGCUGUAGUCACAAUACCAUCCCAAGUUGGGAACGCGAUGUGCCAUGCACAAUUCCACGGAUGAAACCCAGACACAGAUUGGUGAAUUUCAGGAGUCUACAAAGGUCUCGGUAAUCAUAUGCUGUGCCAGUCAGUAUCCCAUGCUUUCAAGCGACAUCUGGAAAGCAGAGAUCAGGAACCCAGCUCUAAACAUUUUCUGUCAGAGGAGAAGAUGGCUGCCCGUUUUAACUCCCUUAGCCUGGACAACGAUCACAUCUACAGUUCUAACGGCUUCCCUGUUCAUAGUGAAAACCCCAGAUGGCAGCAGGCAUACACACAGUUGAAAGAGUUACAACGGAGGCUAUCUCAGGAUGGAGCAAGCGAAGAAACCAACUCUACAGAAGAAGAGCUGACCACAGUCAUUGUAGAUGGUGAAUUCAUGAUGGGAGACUGUCCUAUGCUGGUGCCAUCUUCCUUCUCGUUAGGACUCGAAGGAAGCAGCAUCGCCCCUGAAGAAAUGUUUCUUUCUCUGAAUCCUUGUACCGAAGUUGUCCUGUGGAGCUCUCACAUUUCUGGAGGUAAACCGGAAUGACAGAAUGGUACCCCAAUUAUAGCUGCAAAAGUUACGAAGUCCUUUUUCAAACUCACGACGUGGACAGUUGGCUAUUUUCUCCCAACAUCUGGAUUGAAGGACAGGGCUAAUGAAGAG
Ahaetulla prasina is the source of this 930-nucleotide messenger RNA. It is a transcript of the gene HCFC1R1, whose product is annotated as host cell factor C1 regulator 1. The transcript has 7 exons. The coding region runs from base 361 to 813 and encodes 150 amino acids. The record is from RefSeq and is a predicted model, not a curated record. NCBI's taxonomy places the organism in Eukaryota, Metazoa, Chordata, Lepidosauria, Squamata, Colubridae.